Messenger RNA from Ramularia collo-cygni, 1218 nucleotides. RefSeq lists its product as uncharacterized. Gene Ontology annotation, cellular component: Golgi apparatus; TRAPP complex. The transcript is spliced from 2 exons. Gene Ontology annotation, molecular function: protein binding. Lineage: Eukaryota; Fungi; Ascomycota; Dothideomycetes; Mycosphaerellales; Mycosphaerellaceae. The record is from RefSeq and is a predicted model, not a curated record. The coding region runs from base 1 to 1218 and encodes 405 amino acids.
AUGAAUGAGAUGGAAGGUGGACGGCGGCAUGGUCGAAACAUUUCGCAUUCCAUCCCWCAACCAGCCGAGCGAGGCCCACUAGAUGAUGAUAAUGAUGAUGAUAAUGAUCCGACGACCACAUCCUCACCACCACCACUCCCUCCAAAACAAGAAACCCCAAGGAUUCACGUGCAAUUCCUCCAAGAUGCUCGCAUAUACCACCCACUCCCCACCGWUGACAUUCCCAACGCCUUUCUCACCUCCAACCAUCGGCCCGCACCCGACACCCCACUCCCUCAACUGUUGGCGGGAGGGCAUUUCCGCCGCGCCGCAGAUUCCGCCGCCCGCUCCUUACUCCAGUGUGACCCGAUCGCCACGUUGAACAUCCUCCAACUCUUCUAUACGCGUUUGGCCUGCCUCAUCCUCAUCCAGCGCCCCGACAUAGCAGCCGCCGAAGCUCAGCCCCUCGAAUCUUUCCUCGCCCGAGCUCCCCCAGAAUCCUUGUCCGCCAUCCCGUGGGACCUCCGCCUCCUCCUCGUCCGUCUUCAAUCCAUCGGAGCUCCCGAUGGCGGGCGUAGAGGAAUCAUGUCGCUGUACGCUCUGGCCGCAGAAGCCCGAUCGCAUCUCCGCCAAGCCCGWGCCACUGCCGACACUCCCGCCAUCAAUCUCUGGAGCGAUAAUCUGCUCGAUCUCGGUCUACGAGUCUGUGAUGCGCUGGUCGAAAUGGGAGAGCUAGAGACCGCCACUCGACAUCUCGACACUCUGGUCGRAGUAGACGCAGAAGAACUAGCCCAUCGAAAAUCUCUCCUCCGCAUCCGCGUCGGAGAUAUCGCCGGCGCUCGCCAAACAGCCGCUGCCCUCUCCUCUCCUCUCCACAAAGCCCAAUUCUCCUCUCUCCUCCAAAUCUCCGACGGCGACUACUCCGCCGCCGCCCAAACCCUGCAAAAUCUCAUCGCUGAAUCUCCCUCCCUCCAUAGUCUUGACCUUUUCGCUCAGAAUGCCGCUGUCACUUUGUUGUAUACUGGUCAAAUUACUUCUGCGAAAAAUGUGCUGGAGGAUCUUGCGGCGCGAGGACCCAUCUUUCCGACGCUGCUGUUUAAUCUCUGCACGCUCUAUGAACUUCUUGGCACGGAAAGGGGGGGCGAGGGGAAGGGAGGUUUCAUUCAGAAGUGUGCGGCUAGGGAGCCUGGGCCUGAGAGUGGAGGAUGGGAACGCUCGGCUGGGGAGUUUAAACUUUGA